This is a messenger RNA of Pocillopora meandrina, 10590 nucleotides long. NCBI's taxonomy places the organism in Eukaryota, Metazoa, Cnidaria, Anthozoa, Scleractinia, Pocilloporidae. The record is from the annotation of a GenBank genome assembly.
AUUUGAACAAGUCCGUUAGCAACAUUGAGUGCGGUUAGAUGUGUUUUCUUAGCUAAACAAACACAGAUUUGGAUAUAUUAAGAAUAUUACUUCGUGUUCUCGCAAAGAGCGCCCUUUUCUCUUGCUAAAGCAAACGGUUUAUUGAAGCGUACUGAAAGACAAGUUUUGCAGGUAAGAGACUUCGAGCGUUGUUUUUCGCAAUAAUUACAGGUGCAUUUUACAGAUGGAGUGGAAUAAAUUUAAAUUUAGUUGAUACAUUGUUUCGUGUUGCCGCAGAGCGCAUUCAGGUUACGAACUGACACAGACCGUUCGAUUGGAAUAUUAGUUUCCCAGGGAAAAGAGAUGUUUGAGUUUCAUAACAACUUAAGCCCAGUUCACAGACAUGUACAGUGCAACAAAAAGUACCAAAGUGGAUAUGCAUGCUCUUUGUUCCGUGUUCACUCGUUUAGAAAUCGCGUGCAUUUUAACGAUUGAAGGUGAUCGUUAAAGCAAAUAGUUAACAUGUUUCGUGAGUGAAAAAAAUUGUUUGACUGAUUGUCAACAAUUUUGAGAACAGUUCGUAAAGCAAAAGCAAAAUACAAGCGCUGAAUUUGAUAAAUACGGGUUUAUCGUUGCGUGUUCGUGGAGAACACGCCUGACGGAUUAGCAAGUGAAACAAACUGUUUAAGUGAACGCAAAAAUAGUUUUGUAGAUAAGAAAGCUAUUUGCCAGAUUUUUGAAAUGAUUUCCGGAACAGUUCAUGUACAGUUUCAAGUAGAGAGAGAGGCAGUUCCCUAAACACGAAACAAAACGAUUGCUCUUUCAUUAGUUUGCCUGGAAAGAGGCUUUCACUUCUUUCUGUUACUUUUCCUUUUGUUUGUUGUUCGUUUUUUUUUUACUACAAAUUUGUGUGGUUGUUUUGAAAAAUUGGUUAUUUAUUUUUUCAUUCUGAACAAAAGGGCCAAUAUAAACUAGUAUAGCCCCAAGGAUGCCACUUAUUUUAGCCUGGUCUUGAAUAAAUGCAUCGCAGGAGCCCUUUCUUUCGCUGAGGACAUGUUCUCUGAGUGCGUUUUGUUGUGUUUGUCUCUGAGUUUGAUUGUAAAAUCGACAUUGACUGUGCCUUCGCUUUAGAAACGAAGCAGCCGUUUACGCGCACAUGCAAGUGCCUCAGUUAGCUACAAUGUGAAUACAUACCAAGAUCUUAACUUUAAACCAGUAAUGUAAAUAGAAAAGGUAAUGAAAAAGAAAAUUUUUUAUAUACUUUGAUCAAAAGUCCAUCUUUCAGCAUAGUGAUAAUUUUGACGAAAUUUAAAAUUACUUGUAGAGAACACAGCUGUGAUUUACCAAAAAGUUGGUUCGAAAACUUUUCGUCAAAAUACACAGCCACCUUAGAGGCUACAUAGAAAAAAAGAAUAACCUUUUUUUAGGAAGACUGAUUUGUCUUAAAGCGCUGCAGGCAGUUAUAAAUUGAAAAUUACUUGUAGCGAACACAGCUGUGAUGAUACAGUUUCUCUUGUUGUGUUUAUGAAAAUCAAAUAGCGCCUCUCAGGAGCCUACUGUUAUUAAAUGUGAGUGAAAAUAGUCGGUUGACCGAGGGUGUUUUCCAAAAAGUUGGUUCGAAAACUUUUCCAAUCUGUAUGAAAAAGGUAUUUUUAACUGAUGAACAUAUCGAAUGUCAAAAACCUUCUCAGUACGCUAAUGUUUUAUGACGUACUGAAUCGAGUAUGAGGAAAAAACGUAAGACUUCUUGAAAAUUGUUGCUUUUUGUAUGUAUUUUCUUGUUAAAUGGAUCGUCAAAAUAUACAGCCACCAUAGAGGCUACAUAGGAAAAAAGAAUAACCUUUUUUUAGGAAGACUGAUUUGUCUUAAAGCGCUGCAGGCAGUUAUAAAUCUCAUUUAAGACAACAAUAGUAACACAGGUUAAGUCUUCAUUAGCACAAAAUACGAAUUGCAACUUAAGUUAGAGUGCUAUUGUUUUACAUGUAAAUACAAGAAAAGCGGCUGCGUUCUUCCUCUAAAAUUCCCACCCUUAAUUAUCGUUAGCCCACACCACAAACAAGGAGUUAAAUAGAUUCUCUUAUCCAUUCUGGCAUCACAACUUUAACAAAAGAAAUAACCUUUAAAAUUUUCCAAACUUUUUUCACCUGUAAGAUUUUCAAAAGACAUUUUCAACAAAACCACCUUAAAGUUGAUAAAAGUUAGAUCGCUGACAUUUGUUUUUUCUUAAUAAGCCACCGUGUUAAAUUGUUCGCAAAAUGCAGUAUAUAAACAGUGACAACAUAAUUCAAAAUUAAUAUAGAUAUGAUAUUUUUUUUAAGAAUCUCGUUUGUCUCGGAUAAAAAUAAAUUGAUAUAGGUUCUUAAUAAUCUGUGAUGUUUACAAUAAUGCUGUAAGUUAGCUUUUAGAAAAUGCAUCACUUGGCAGUGAGGUGCAUAAAACAACUUUGGAGGAUGAGAUAAAAAUGUUUUUAAAAAAAUUAAUUUUGGACGAAAACAGGCAUAAAUGUUUCUUUCAUACUAAUGACAUUUAACUAAAUUUACAAGAAACAAAUUUAAAUUUCAGGAUUUAACAACGGAUUUUCUCAGGCCUGUGAUAUGACGAAAAUGACUGUUAGGUAAUUUGUCUAACAAUGUACCGCAUUAUGAUGAUAAUAAUGAUGUCAUUUUCAAAUCUUGUUUACUACAACUGCAAUAUAAAACAACUGAUACAUGGAUCUUAAUUUUUAUCACAGUGAGGCAAUCAAAUAAAGUUGGCCAGAUAUCUUGAAUUAUUAAAAUAGUUUAGAAAUUUAACAACAUGUUGUUCUUUAAAUAAAACUGAAUGUGUAAGUGGUUAUACCUCACUAGAGUUGAAGAGUUUUCAUUGAUCUACCUGGGACAGCUUUCAAUUGUGAACGAUUUAACGAAGAAGUACUUUCCAGAUAUAUAAAAUGAAAUUAAGUUUCAUUAGGGAACUGUAGGAGAGCUUGUCUCGAAUUAAUUUCUUUUAUACUCUCAGUAUGAAAAGUAAACUUUUAGAAACAAUCCAAUCUGGAGAACUAAAUUAAACUUAAUAAGAUAUAACUGUCACGACUAGUAUACUGUUUAUAUUAUGUCUUAUUGCAAUUGUUUGUCAGUGAGAGCUCAGAGGUAACGGCUGGUCAGGAAGGCAAGAUUCACACCUUUAAGACGAUAGAAAACCGCCGGUUUCAUUUCCAAAAAAAACAUUCUCAUCGACUCUAAGUUGGUCAUUUAACCCUAAGUAUCAUCAUAAUUUUGCUUUUUCCGUGAUAAUGGCUCUCCUUUAAGAGCAGUUUUCGUCGACCGAUCGUUAGAGACGAGAAGGAAAUAUUACAAUUUUAUCAUAAUACUCACUCAUGUAAAACCUGCGUCAGUUUCACUUGAUUGUUUUAAAAUAAUACUAUUCUCAUUAAAAAAGAUAACAGUUUGAAGCCAGUAUACGUAUGGAUAUAUGAACGAAAUUUAGAUCUGAUUAAUGAAAGAUUUAUUGAAUAAAAACUUAUAUAAGGCGGACAAUUUCGCUGAGCUUGCGAUGAAGCUGAAUCCACAUCCUUCCCUUAACAAGAAAACUGGUGCGGUAAGCUUUAUAGAAGCAAUUCUUAUAUAAUACCGUUAAAAGCAGCUACAAUUUUAGCGAAUGUCGAUCCAAGAGAAGCUGGUAUUUUAUAUUUUAUUGAAAUACUUUAGAACUUUGAAGAUGAAGAGAGUUUAACUGUGAAAAGAUAUGAUGAAUUAUCUGAUAGAACUGAAGGAAAUGUGAAUUUCUCUUAGCAGGUGAAAUAUGAGUAUUGUAUAAAAUGUCAAAAAAAAAACUUUAUCACCACGGUCUUUCCCUCAUUCCUCGAACCUAAAUGAUCACAACACAAACGAUUGAGAGAUUCUUCUCAUAUCGCGGGUCAAUUUUCAAGUUUGAUAACCUUAGCGUCUUAAAGUAGUAAUAUGUCUUGCAAUAGUUGCACCCUAGCGCUCACUGAUUCAAAUACACCAUCUCCUGUGUGUGGCAUAACUAUUUCAAGGCCGAAGGUCGACUGUGUCGAGGCAUGCUUACGUAGGACCAGAAAAUUUUGAGUACUAUAAAAAUUGAAACAAGAUUAAUUUCAAAUUUUGUCGAAAUUCUUUUAGAAUAUUGAACAGUUCAACCCAUUUUUUUCUUUAGUUUUGUCCUACACAACACAGGACACAAGUUCCAAUAGAGUCAUUUAGCCCUUAAGAAAUCAAACCGAGUCAAACUUGUUAUACUAGAUAAGAGCUGAGUGUCUUUUGUUUUUUCUUAUCUACAGUUAAUCCCUGAGCAAUGUACAACUUACUUCUUGGCCUGUUUCUGAUCACAUUCCAAGUGGGUUGCUAUGGCGCCCCGGGGCCAAGGAUGAACGGAAAACAAGUUGUAAAAAGAGCAGGUAAGUGGAAAGUACACUAAGCAUAUGCAAGAAUAACUCUCUCCAUACAAUUUUUUAAGUGACUCUCUUACUGAGUAAUUUUCAUGGCCAUUACGAUUUUCAAGUCAUAACCUGUGAAAUUUCUGGUUGUUUUGAAGAUAGUACCAUUGUAAUCUCUUCCUGUAUUUCUGAAAUGUGGGAUAUUUUGAACCGUUUUAAUUGGUCUUCAUCGGGUUUUGUGAUAAAAGGAUUACACUGUAUUUGAAUUUUCAGUUUGCACCGAAGAUCAGCUGGACAAAAAUCCAGGAUGUCUCUACUGGAAACAGAGUGGGUACUGUGAUUAUGAGUACGUGAAGGCGAGGUGUCAAGAGAGCUGUGGCUUUUGUGAUCGUAAGUGAAACCUAAUUAAAUCUUCAUUUAAUCCCUAAGGUUGAAUAGCGUCAAAUUUCCCCACACAAUAUCACUUCGGUAUCAAACAUUAAGGUUAGGGGAAUGAAGGAAAAGAUCACCAGCUCAAAAAGCUCAUUAUGAUCGUUAAAUGAACGCUCCUUGACGGUAGCAUUGGAAAUGUCUUAAGAACAGUGUGGAGAAUAUAUGUACACUGAUCUUAGGGUGUAAAAGACUAGAUGAAGUUGAAAAAAAGGGUGAUUCUAAUAUAUAAGUUUCAUAUUCAAACAAGGAUUUAGGUUAAUUUUUGCUGAGCUGUUACUGCUAGCCUCUCAGAAUCCUUACCUUAUUAUAGUCUCAUCCGUGGUCGGUUAUAUACCCCCAUCUUAAUCACUUUUUUACCACAAAUUUUCUCAUUUGUAAAUCCCCACCUAACGUAGUUUGGUUACUCCCAAAAUCUAGAAAAUGUGCAACUCCAUUCUAGCCUUGAACUCCAUUGAAAAUUGAUCCCUAUUAGGGUCAAAUUAGUGAUGAAAAUGCGACCUCCCCAUCAGCCUAUUUCUGGAAGGAACCCCCCCCCCCUCCUCCACAGUGAUAUCUCUCCAUUCAACAGUAACGUAGUUAUUGACUAAGACAGAUCACAGACUUAUAAAGAUAGGUGUCGAAAUAAGACAGAGACCUUGAACUAAUCGACUUUUUUUCUUUUUUCAGCGCCACCUCCACAACGUAAGAUCAAAUAGAAUCUUGUUAAAUAUUCAAACCGCAUUUGUUGUAAACAAAAUAUAACUCAAGGUCCUUCAUAGCUUAGCUGUUUGGACUUCUCAAGCGACACGCUCCCUUCUUCACAAAGAAUGCUGGAAAACCACCCAGCCUUCCAUUUAUUUGGAGUUCGUGUUUACAAUAUAUAUUCUCUCAUAUUUAUUAUUUAAGCUUCUAGUUUUGCAAUAAUGCUUCAGCAUCAUAUGGGCAUAGCAUCGAUCGCAUACAUAGCGGGCGCAAAAGGUGAAACAGCACAAAGAGAACCACUCUAAAACCAUACAAAAAAUGUGAGGCGGUUGAAACUUCGUUUGUCAAAACAUCAAGCUUUAAAAACGGUAGAAAAAAUUACGUUUGAAUUGUGCAGAGAGGCCAUCUUGUCGAUCCGCUUUCCAUCAGUGUUUUUGCCUCGUUUUAUAUAGUAGUACCGUCACUUACAUUGAGCCUUUUGUUUCCUUAAUAUGGUAAAAUGGCGUAAUAGAAUAAUAAUAAUAUUUCCUUUUCCUCUGAUAAUAUGAGAAGCAUUCACUCGACAAUUUCAUAACUUAAUUUUGAACCAGGUUCUGUAGAUCUCUUGUUGUUUGGAUGAUUUCCUCUAUAAGUGAUCUUUUUUAAAAUUGUGUUUCAUUUCCGUUUUCGUUUCAGCCGGUUUUGAAAUUCUUAGGAUCAUUUGAAUUUCCGUGUUUAUAGCGUGUAUAAAUAUCAUUCAUUAGAAUAUGGAACAUAUAUAAUGUUAAAUAAUAUGAGAGUUACCGUGUCGUUUUUACUUUUUUUCAUAAUGCAUAUUCUCCACAGCGUGCAAAGCAAAUGAGAACGAUAAGAAAAACGGAUGUAAAAGUUGGAAAAAUCAAGGGUUAUGUAAGAAUGGCCAAUAUCACCAGUUUAUGAAAGAAAACUGCUAUGUUACGUGUGGAUAUUGUAUAGGUAAGUGACAUUCCUCAUUUGCUUCAUAUAGAACGUUUCCCGAGAUUGGUUCCUAAAACGUAUAAACGAAACCAACUUUAUCUAAUGGUCAUGUCAGGGACAACCAUGAACACGUACAAAGCGGACAACCAAUUUGCUAUUGGUUCUGUUUUCAAUUGCUGGAGAGACAACCGUGAAUUUCCUGACAACUUCGCGAACCAAUUACACAUCGAAGGAUAGGUAAACCAAUGUUAUCACAGAUUACCUUCCUUUUUCUUUAUUACGUUUCCAAGAGGCCGAUUACUUCGCAAUUUAAUUUUUCACGUCAAGGAAAACAUUACUAUUAAAACUACGGUUUCUAAGAGAAACUUUUGCAAAACAUUGAAACGACUUGUUUACAUAAAUGACUUCCGAGAUUCGUGUAGUUUUCUCAAACCUUUGCAAACUAAGAGAGGAGUGUCUGAAAAAAGUGUGUUAUAAACCAAUUAUUGAAGUCAGGUUUUCGCAUGGAAUUAUGAAUCAUUAAACCUCGUGUCUCUGUUAUCUGCCUCAGCCUUGGGCUUCGGUAGAUAAGUCAGACCUUGGCAUUGAUAAUUCAUGAUAUCAUGUUCAACCUCAUCCAAUAAUUUUUUGAUGUUGAAAUAUGAUAGAGAUCUUAAAUUAAUCAACAUUUUUUCUUGUUUCAGCGCCUCCAACGUCACCUCCAAGAGCUAGUAAGAACAGAUUACAACUGGUUAAAGUCCUAGACCGUAUAUAUGUAAAAGAAAGCGUAACGCACUUUUCCUCGCAACCGUUGUUUGAAUCGUCAAGCAACACUUUCCCAUUGCAUUAAAAGGCUGCUGAAAUUUCCUGCCCCUCCUUUUUUCGUGAAGUAUGCGACAAAACGUAGUGAUCUGCGCUGCCUUUGCUUGGUUUGUGAUGCAACAGGCUUUAUUUAGAAUUUCAGACCAGAAUUCCCAUCCCUUUCAUAAUAUCCAACAUUCAAUAACUGAUGCUGGCAAAAAUAACUAAGCACGAUAACACUUGGCAAGAGGCUUAUGAAACAUUAGACUUAUUACUCAAUUGUCUUAUUUGAUAUAGGGGAAGUUGUUUAAAUCUAUUAUUAAAUUGAAUUAAAAGGAGAGAAGAUUCAGAAGAUUAAACCACCAAUGUAGGAAAAUGGUAACGAGCUACAAUAAAUAAGGCCUAUCAAAACUGAUAAGUGAACCCAUACACAUAUUUUAUUGUUCCUACGCUAAGCUUUGUCGUUUAACAUUUUUUCUUAAUUUGUGUUUCAGCGCCAGCCCCACAAGGUAAGUUUUAUCCAGCCAGUCACUGUGGUAUGUAGAGAAAAAGACAAACCGACUGGCAAAUAGAAAGAUAGACCGACAGACAGACAGACUGACAGAAAAGAUUGAAUGACGGGAAGACUGACAGGCAGACUGACAGGAAGACUGAUAGGCAGCUGACAGACAAACUAACCGACAGAUAGGCUGACGGAGAGACAGACAGACAGAAUGACAGAUAGACUGACAGAAUGAUGGAUAGACUGACAGAAAGACAUACAGACAGAUAGACAGAUCGACAAACAGACAGACAGACUGACGGUUAGACUGACGAACAGACUGACAGAUAGACCAACAGAGAGACGGGCAGACAGACAGACAGACUGACAGCCUGAUAGACUGACAGCCUGAUAGACUGACAGCCUGAUAGACUGACAGCCUGAUAGACUGACAGCCUGAUAGACUGACAGGCAGACAGACAGACAGGCAGACGAAGUGACUGACAAAUAGACUGACAGACUGACAAAAAAACUGACAGACAGACUGACAGACCGAUAGACAGACAGACAACCAGAUAGACUGGCAGUCUGACAGGCAGACAGCCUGACAAGCACACGGACAAACAUUUGAUAGAAAGCAAAAAUAAAGAUCGUGACUAAAAUACCACAUGAGUCCUAUGAGUGACAUACAGGUAACAUAUGACUGAAUGAGAGUAACGUUCGAAUACAUACGGAAAUUACUGAUUUUUUGAAUUGCAUGAAGAGCCAUUUUCUCCCUGUCUUGAACUGAUAAUGCGAACGCACUCUUAUGUGCCACUCUUCGUACUUGUAUGGUGCUUUUUUUUCAUGAUCGUAAAUAAACGCACAGAGAUAGGUGUAGAGGUAGACAAACGGACACGGAGAAAAACACUGUUCAUUUACAGACGUACUAACACAGAGCUGCGCAAUAUCCCACCAGAGAAAAUUAGCAAACAUCAGUCCUAAUCGUGUUCAUUAAACACUUUUGCUCGAGAAUGAGCCAAAAGAGGAUUGGAGAGAGAAAUAGAAAAGAAAAUUGAUUGAUGCCUUAAAAGUUGUGAUUGUUACUUAUCUCACGAUGCAGACACCAUAUUGAAGAUGGUAACAUUAUGAGACAAAAAACGAUAGUUUAAAAUAAAACUUUGAUUUUCACCUCACUUUCCAGUGUACGAUAUACAAUGACAUUUACUUCAAGUUUUAAGGUGAAAACCUGACAGAAAAUGUGCUUUCAGCAUUGCUUUUGCUAGUAGAUUUAACAAUGUCUUGUAUCAAAGUAACCAUAGCACAUAGUCUCGUAAUUUGUUCCGCCACGAUAUUAUAAAAAGUUUUUAAUCUCUUGUGUCCGCAUAACUCUGCAUAACCACUACUGAUUAGUGUUGAUAAUUCCCACGCACAUCUUCAGAGACUUUGACGUCUUUGAUCAUUUUCAAUAUGGUAUUCGAAUCAUUUUUGUUUUUGUUUGCUCAUGUAGUGGACCCUGAUGCCUGCCUGAAAGCCCAUAAUGAAAAACGAGCACUUCACCCUGGAACUCCAAUGCUGGUCUGGGAUGAUGCACUGGCUCAACAUGCUAAAACCUGGGCUGAUCACCUGGCUUCCAAGGGAACGCUGGAGCACGCAGAAAACACUGGAGAAGGAGAAAACCUUUAUUAUUUUGGGACUUCGGGCUCAUAUGUGGCGACAUGUGAUGAUGCAGUGCAGGCUUGGUAAGUAACUUUCCGUUUAAUGAACCCCACUCGAUUGGACCUCUAUUUACAGUCCUCCCUCGCGCCAAGAUAGCGAAAUAUUAUCGUCAGUUAAUAUUGACCUCGUAGUGAAUAUAUCUUUGACGAAUGGUUAACUGCAACAGAUUAUUUUUAGUCCGGAUAUUACUGAUAAAAAUGUUGCUUCUUCUUAGUAAAUUUUAAAGGUGAUGACAUCAGAUGAAAUUAUCGGAUUAUGGAUGUUGUUUUUAUCUACAAUCAAAUUAUCUUAUCGAUUUACAUUCAAAGAAAUGAAUAUUAGCCAUAACGUAGAAUCCCUCAUCAAAUCUUGUGCUCUUUCUUCUCGCUCUACGUCUUUCUGGACUCCGUCUUUCGCUUAAGCUGCCUAUGAAAAUUAGGCUUCUGUGUUGAUCUUGCAAUCACAGGUACGAUGAAAUCAAGGACUAUGAUUACCAAAACCCUGUUUUCAGUCUUAGUACUGGCCAUUUCACCGCGGUAAGUUGUGUUUGUUCUCAGCUGUGGGUACUCAGUUGUCAAAUAGCAUGCUGAUUCAAACACGAAGUUGGUUUUGAGUGAGUCCAAAUGGUUGUUUACGUUGCUUUUCUACAACGAUCACAGAUAAUGCCAUUAGUUAUAUCCAAUGAUGUUAUUUUCCAGUUUCUCUAUUUUUGGUAAGAAGAAAGUGGUCUUUUUAUCUAUGUACUUCAAAUGUAUGUGUGUAUUAAAUUUAUUUACAAAGGACGACGACAACCAGUUAAAAAAUGAAAAACUUGCGGCCUUCAAGUUGACAAUGUCACAAUUUAAAUGUCUAAAGAUAACUCUAGGGAAAUUGGUGCCUAAAUAUGAAAAAAAAAACCGGUUAACCAAAAUCAAAGUUUUCCCUUUUAAAACUCUACACACUUUGACAUUUCCUAAAAUUUUAAAUGCAUAAAAAUCAGUGAGGCUUAUUAUUAAAUUAAUUACACCUUUACUCUUUUUCCUUUUUUUUUUUUAAUUAGGAAAUUACAAAAUUUUGUCUGAAAUUAACCAACUUUGCGUCACUGAAAUUAAUUUUGCAGGUGGUUUGGAAAAGCACCACUCGUGUGGGAGCGGCUCUUGUGAAAGUAGUGGAUGGCGGAUACACCAAGACUUACGUCGUGGCGCGCUACUUACCACAAGGAAAUAUGAAAGGACGCUUCGCGGAGAACGUGCUGCCUUUGGCCUCAUAG